AAAAGAAAUACCUAUAAAAUAAUAUUAUCAAAAUUAUUAUAUUUAAUAUACACGUUAUAAUUUUUAUUAUUUUGGUCCCUAAAGAAAAAUUGUCAAGUGCUUCCCUUGAUCGUCUAUGCUUUAUAGUUUUAAUCUUUGCCACUAAAAAAAUGGGUCAGACUGCAAACCUGCUGGACCCCUUGAUGACGCCGGCAACUGCAGAUGGCAAAUAUAAUAUGAACGUAAAAUGUUUCAAGGAUGCAUUUGAUUCGCAUCUUUAGUAGAAUGAUGCAGUCAUGGGUUUUACUUAAAACCCAAUUGGUUCUUCACAACAUUAGGCAUUGACUUAAAAUCCAAUUAAUUUUCCCUACAAUUUCCUCGAUAAAUACAACAAAUUAAUCUCACGAGAAAAUAGCAUAUACGCCAACAAGCCCGAACCUUCCCCGCUAAAGCACAAACAUCAAUUUUGGCCCUUAUAUUAUUAGGUGCCUCAGUUCAUACUUAGGCAAAAUAUAUGAUUACACAUAUAUAUUGAGACCAAUUAACAAAAGUCAGAACCUAAACGACCAUGGCACAAAACUCCCAUAGGCCUUAGUAACCACAAACAUUUUGACACAUAUCAUAUAUAUAGACUUUAAGAAAAUAAUAUUGAAGAAGCUAAAUGGCUAGGUUGAAGGUGUUGUCUGCCCUAGACACAGCAAGGACACAAUACUACCACUUCAAAGCCAUCAUCAUUGCAGGGAUGGGGCUCUUCACCGAUGCCUACGACCUCUUCUCAAUCACUCUCAUCAUCAAGAUAAUUGGAAGGGUAUAUUACGGCCACCGCGAAGGUGAAAACCGGUACGAAACCCCACCGGAGGUCGUGUCCGCCUUGGUCGCCGUCGCCCUGCUGGGCACCGCCGUCGGCCAGCUGGUAUUUGGCCGGCUUGGCGACCUCAAGGGGCGACGGCGAGUGUACGGAUUCGCUCUUUUGUUGAUGGUCUUCAGCUCCUUGGCUUCUGGCUUCUCCAUUUGCAUAAGAAAAACCUGCGUUCUCCUCACUCUUGGCUUCUUCAGGUUUUUCUUGGGGCUGGGUAUUGGAGGAGACUACCCUCUGUCUUCUACCAUAAUGUCGGAGUUUGCGAACAAGAAGACAAGAGGGUCGUUCAUAGCGGCGGUGUUUUCGAUGCAAGGCUUCGGCAUAUUGGCCAGCUCCACCGUGACCAUGGCAGUGUGCUCCAUAUUCGGCGCAGCGUCCAAGAAUUCCGAGGCUGACGUGGCAUGGAGACUCAUACUCAUGCUCGGUUCUGUCCCCGCAGCCAUGACUUACUACUGGCGCAUGAUGAUGCCCGAAACCGCCAGGUACACAGCAUUAGUGGAGCAAAAUGUGAUGCAAGCAGCAAAGGACAUGGAGAAAGUCCUUGAUGUAACACUGAGCCAGAUUGCUGAAGAAGAUCCUUUGCCACCAACCCCGCAUCCUUACCCUCUACUUUCAAGGGAAUUCUUGCGUAGGCACGGUCCUGACCUAUUUGCAUGUUCUUCCACAUGGUUCCUUGUGGACAUUGUGUUCUAUAGCCAAGUUUUGUUCCAAAGUGAAAUAUACAAACGCUACCUAGACAAAAAGGAGGACGUGGAUGUGUAUCAAGAGACUUUCCAUGCUGCAUGGAUCCAAGCCGUUAUUGCUGUUUGUUCCACAAUUCCUGGCUACUUCUUCUCAAUGUAUUUCAUUGACAAAUGGGGAAGGGUCAAAAUCCAAAUGAUGGGCUUUUUCUUCAUGGCAUUGGCCUUUUUCUCCAUUGGAAUUCCCUAUUACUCUUAUUGGACCACCAAGGAACAUCAUAAGAAUAAAGUGUUCAUGGUGUUGUAUGGACUUGCUUUUUUCUUUGCCAAUUUUGGGCCCAACACUACUACUUUCAUAGUCCCGGCUGAGCUUUUUCCUGCUAGGUUUAGGUCAAGUUGUCAUGGCAUUUCUGGGGCAGUUGGCAAGGUUGGGGCAAUUAUUGGGUCUGUGGGGUUUCUUUGGGCUUCACAUAGAAAGAAGGAGGAUGGGUACCCUAAGGGAAUUGGGAUGAAAGUGUCCCUUAUUAUACUUGGAGGGGUGUGCUUAUUGGGAAUGGUGAUCACCUACUUUUUCACGAGGGAAACCAUGGGAAGGUCUUUGGAAGAGAAUGAGGUUGAGAUUGAAGAGCAAGAUAAUCUUUGAUUUAAGGGUAUGUAUAAGGUAGUAUUAUGGAGCAUGGUAAAUGAUAAGUUUCUGUUAAUAAGUAUUAGAUAUGAUAGUAUGACAUUAAAAAAAAUAUCUAACAGUUAUUAAUGGAAAAUUAUUAGAUUACCUUAUCCAAA
Messenger RNA from Glycine soja, 2301 nucleotides. Its product is annotated as probable inorganic phosphate transporter 1-8. Gene Ontology annotation, cellular component: membrane. Bases 641 to 2161 code for a protein of 506 amino acids. Gene Ontology annotation, biological process: transmembrane transport. The transcript has 3 exons. Gene Ontology annotation, molecular function: transmembrane transporter activity. NCBI's taxonomy places the organism in Eukaryota, Viridiplantae, Streptophyta, Magnoliopsida, Fabales, Fabaceae. The record is from RefSeq and is a predicted model, not a curated record.